This is a messenger RNA of Beauveria bassiana ARSEF 2860, 1671 nucleotides long. Its product is annotated as sugar porter family MFS transporter. Lineage: Eukaryota; Fungi; Ascomycota; Sordariomycetes; Hypocreales; Cordycipitaceae. Gene Ontology annotation, biological process: carbohydrate transport; transmembrane transport. Gene Ontology annotation, molecular function: carbohydrate:proton symporter activity. The transcript has a single exon. The record is from RefSeq and is a predicted model, not a curated record. Bases 1 to 1671 code for a protein of 556 amino acids. Gene Ontology annotation, cellular component: membrane.
AUGCCCUUCAAGCUCCCCAGUCUCUUCGCUGGGGCCCAGCCUGAUGCUCAGGCUGGAUCCUCCGAGUCGCAAACCACUACCAAAGGCAACAAGGGACAUGUGACAUUCGCCGAGGUUUCCAUCGACGACGAAAUUAUCAAUGAUGUCUAUACCGGUAAUGAAGCCGCCAAGAUGGCUAGCGAUCAUGAACAGUCGAUGACCAUGCGGUACACAAUCAAGUACUACUACAUUGCGCUCUUCUGGGCCGCAGUAAUGGCGGCCCCCAUCAUCAUGGAGGGCUACGAAACGGCUUUGGUCCCUAGCUUCUUCUCGUUCAAGAGUUUCCGGGAUGUCUUCGGAUCCAACAUUGAUGGCCACCAGAUCAUUCGUCCUGCCUGGCAGUCGGGCAUUACUAUUUGCGCUGCUUUAGGUCAGCUCUUUGGGCUCUGGCUUGCCCCUCGUGUUGUUAACCGCUUUGGAUACCGCAUCAGCACCAUGUGUGGCCUUAGUUGGGCUUCUGUCUGUCUAAUGAUUGGGUUCUUCUCCACGUUCGCCUUUACCACUGCCAAGCUUCCCAUUUAUCUUGUGGGAGAACUCCUUCUUGGUGUUCCUUGGGGUCUCUUUCAAGGCAUCACCCUUCCAUACGUCUCCGAUAUCACCCCUAUGAAGCUCCGAGGACCGGCUGCGACCAUGAUCAACAUCUUCUGGCUCGUUGGUCAACUUGUCUCGGCCAGUGUCCUACGUGGCGCUUCUGAGACAAAAGACCCGAUGAUGUCGAUCAGGGUUCCCAUGCUGAUUCAAUACUCCUGGCUGGUCCCGCUCUUCCUGAUUGUGAUGGUCGUCCCGGAGAGUCCUUACUAUCUUAGCCGUCGGGGCAAGGACGAAGAGGCACGUAGGGUGCUCAGCCGUGUGAAUCGCGACCCCAGCUUCGACCAGUAUAGCUCCCUGGCCGUCAUUCACUGCGUAAAUGAGCACGAAAAGAAGACGACAGAGCGUAUGGGCUUUACCGAAUGUUUCAAGGGUGCCAAUUUGCGCCGCACUGAGAUUGCCGUCAUCACCUACCUUACUCAGCAGCUGGUCGGCUCGCCUCUUGUGUUCUACUCUGUCAAUGUUCUUCAAAAGGGUGGUCUUAGCCAGGGCAAUGCACUUUACGUCACCAUGGGAAUGUACGCACUGUGCAUUGCGUCGACACUAUCAUCUAUGGCUGCCAUGCGCUUGUUUGGCCGCCGCACAAUGUGGCUCGGUGGUCUCGCGGUUGAGUUUGGCUGCCUCGUGACCAUCGGCACCCUCGGAUUCCUUCUCGAGUCGAGCACGACGGUAGCUUGGGUGUCCGCCGGCGUUCUUGUUUUGUUCGCCGUUGUUUACAACUUUACUAUCGGUCCAGUUUGCUACAGCAUUGUCGCCGAGACUCCUGCUACUCGCAUGAAGACUGCAACUAACUCGAUUGCCCGCGGUAUCUACAUUGUGAUGUCGAUUGGCAACUUAUUUCUCGUUCCCAACCUUCUCGAGCCCAAGCCCAUGGGCUGGGGACUUGGAACCCGCGCGGCGCUUGUCUGGGCCAGUACAUCGUUUAUUUGCUUCUGCUGGGCGUACUUUAGACUCCCCGAGAUGAAGGACCGCACACCUGCCGAAAUUGAUGUGAUGUUUGAGCAGAAGCUCCCGGCUCGUGCCUGGUUCAAGACCAAGCUUUAG